AGACUUCGAAGUUACAUUUUACGAAAUGCCGAUUUUCUCAUCUCUUCGUUUUAAUCAUUUGAAUUGGGGCGGUUUAUAAAAGGGAAACCCUUUGAAAUCUCUACUUUCCGAGCAAGCGACAACCUAAAUCAGCUGUUUCCAGCAUAAUGUCUGCAGUUCUCCGAGCAGCAUCCAAUUGUCGUCAAUUGUGCAAAUCAUACUCCACUAGGAUGGCAUCGACAGGCCCGAUACAAAGUGCAAUACAAGAAACUCUCACAGAAAACUUGCAACCCGUUCACCUGGAAGUCAUCAAUGAGUCUUACAUGCACAAUGUUCCCAAGGGCUCUGAAACUCACUUCAAGGUCCUGGUCGUAUCUGAGAAAUUUGAGAAUUUGCCCUUAAUAAAGAGGCAUCGGUUGGUGAAUGAACUCGUGAAAACUAAGCUGGAAGGAAACUUUGUUCACGCGCUUUCCAUAGAAGCAAAGGUUCCGUCGCAAUGGAGCGCUGAUUACAAGGUCGAUCCAAGUCCAAAUUGUAGAGGAGGAUUUGGAAAGUAGAAAAAUGUGAUUUCCUAGUAUUAAUUCAAAGAAUAAAAUAAAUAAGUUCUCAGUAUAAA
Messenger RNA from Hermetia illucens (black soldier fly), 595 nucleotides. Its product is annotated as bolA-like protein DDB_G0274169. The record is from RefSeq and is a predicted model, not a curated record. The coding region runs from base 147 to 536 and encodes 129 amino acids. The transcript is spliced from 3 exons. NCBI's taxonomy places the organism in Eukaryota, Metazoa, Arthropoda, Insecta, Diptera, Stratiomyidae. Gene Ontology annotation, cellular component: mitochondrion.